Molecule: messenger RNA, 1760 nt
Organism: Phodopus roborovskii (desert hamster)
Lineage: Eukaryota; Metazoa; Chordata; Mammalia; Rodentia; Cricetidae
Gene: Borcs6
Product: BLOC-1 related complex subunit 6
Exons: 1
Coding region: 27-1085 (352 amino acids)
Biological process (GO): lysosome localization
Cellular component (GO): BORC complex
Source: RefSeq, a predicted model, not a curated record
UCGAGGCUCCGGCCCCCAGGCGCAGCAUGGAGGCCGCCCCGGGGCGGCUCGGGCCGGGACCGGACCUUCCGGCCGCAGCCGACCAUCAGGCCGCGAUUUUCAGCGGCAAGCCGGUCCCGACGCCCCCUCAGCCGCCCUCAGCCGUGUGGGCGUCCGGGGAGGAAGAGUCUAAGAACGCCGGGGUCGAGAGCCGUCACCCACGAGCGUCCCCGAGGGCGCCGAGCGGCAGCCUCGUCCACCGGCCGGAGCUGGACGCCCGGGAGGAGCGGCCGGGCAUCCGGGCGGCGCGGUCAGGGCCCGCGGGCGCCGAGCACGCCCCGUCCCCGUCCUCCCGGCACCAGGAGCCCGAGCCCGGCGAGAAGCGGCCUUCCGCCCCGAGGGUCUGCCGUCGAGGGAGCCCCGGAGGCGUCGAGAUGAAUGCGGAGCCGCCGCUGCAAGAGAGCCAAGACCACGAGGAAGAGGAGGAGGCGGCGGCCAGGGCUGGCCGCUCGCUCCCCAGCCGCCUGCAGGACAGCCGCAGCCUGGACGGGCUGAGCGGGGCGUGCGGCGGAGGGGCAUCCUCAGCGAGCGGCGAGGCUGGCGCGGGCGGGGGACGUCGCGCCACCAUCUCCAGCCCCCUAGAGCUCGAGGGCACGGUGAGCCGCCACGGCGACCUCACUCACUUCGUCGCCAACAACCUGCAACUCAAGAUCCGGCUGAGUGGCGCCCCUCCGCCCCUUCCCCCUUCCUCCGUGCGGCCCGGCCUGACGCCCGCACCCACUCCCACGAUCCCUCCCAUCGACCCGGACGUGCUGAGGGAUCUGGAGCGGCUGAGUCGCGAGCUGGGCGGCCGGGUGGACCGUCUGCUGCGCGGGCUGGGCGGUGCAGUACAGGAGCUGACAGCACUGAGCGUGGGCUGCAUCCAGACCUACCGCGACGCGGUGGAUUCCUUAGGCGAAGCCGUGGACAUGAGCAUCAAGGGCAUGUACACCUUGCUUGCGCGCUGCGAGGAGCUGGAACGGGCUCUGCAGCCGGUUCAGGGGCUGGCACGCCAAGUCCGAGAUAUCCGACGCACUCUGGAGGUGUUGGAGGCUCUAUGCAAGUGAUUAGGAGCAUAGAUGAGAGGCCAUGCCAACCUGGCCCUGCCAGGGUCCAGUAAGACCCUAACGAUUUUUCGAGGAGCCCUGCCUGGUGGAAACUGCCUGCAGAGGAGAGGACUGUGUGUCGAGGUUCUUCCACAAGCGUUUAGGUGGCCUGUGCCCACUCUGAUCAUAAGGAGUGUGAUUGGGGAAGUUGUGAAGGUUUCCUGUGGGAAGGGAUGUAGCUCUGUGGCUACCCUGUUUUUCCUGACUCUCCUCGCUAGCUAGAACGCUGUCCUUGGAAACACAAACCCUUAGGUCUCUUCUGGGGAGUGGGGCAGACCCUCACUUGUGAUGAGAACAGAAGCGGCCACUGCCCGCUGUGGCUGUCCUGAUUCCAAUGAUCAGACCUCAAGUGCCGGGGCCUUUAGGAGCUUGAGUGGGCCAUGGCCACGCACCAUGUAGGCAAGGGCGUACAUGUGCAGACGCAUAACCUCCUGCUUCUUCCCUCUGGUCCCCUAAAAUGCCACGGAGUGGAGCUAACAGGAGCACAUUUCAUGGUGGACGGGGUGAGGUGGGAGGGCUCUCCCUGCUCUCUGUUCAGGUAGAACUGUUGCUGGUUUGGAAGCCCACCUGUUGUGGAGUAUUCUAAUCAGUUUUGGCUUUCUGAGUUUUGUGGAAUUAAAGUGCCGCUGCUGCUAA